Messenger RNA from Danio aesculapii, 1544 nucleotides. Its product is annotated as CD209 antigen-like protein D. NCBI's taxonomy places the organism in Eukaryota, Metazoa, Chordata, Actinopteri, Cypriniformes, Danionidae. The transcript is spliced from 5 exons. The coding region runs from base 110 to 1195 and encodes 361 amino acids. The record is from RefSeq and is a predicted model, not a curated record.
AACAAAACGUCCACCUCAGAAGAGAUAUCAGAUACUCAGGUUUACUUAUAAGCUUUUACAAAUACGGAUUCAUAGUUAACACGCGGUAGCCAUUUAAACAGCACUGGAAAUGUACGGGUUUGUGAACAAUGGUAUGGACAAAGGUUCAUCGAUGGAAUCAGAUGACAGAAUAGAGCAGAUAGUAGAUAUCUACAUCACUGCAGAGGCUGUAAGAAACAUGAAGCAUGGCAAUAAUACAAAGGACUUUGACACUCAAAUAUCAGAAACUCAAACACCUCAACACACAGGAAGAAAUUCUGUCAAAAACAGAAGCUCCAAAGCAGCUCUAGUGUGUUUGGUGUUGCUGUGUUUUCUUCUGCUGACUGCAGUCAUAGUGCUGGGUGUCUUCAUCUAUACAAACAACACAAACUACACUGAAGAGAGACGCCAGCUACGAACCAACAUCACCAACAUCACAGAAGACAGAGACAAGUUCCUAACAAUCAUUACCAACAUCACAGAAGAUAGAAAACAGUUACUAAGCAACAUCACCAACCUCACAGAAGAGAGAAAUCAGUUAGUAACCAGCAAUACCAACCUCAAAGAAAAAAGAAAUCAGUUAGUAACCAACAUUACCAACCUCAGCAAAGAGAGAACACAGUUACUAACCAACAUUACCAACUUCACAGAAGAGAGAAAAGAGUUAUUUCAAAACAUCAGGAAUCUGUCGCUUGUGAAUGACCAGCUAAAAUUAAAGAAUCAUAAUCUGCUGAAAAAAAUUCACAUUGUUGAUGGUUGGACUUAUAAUCAGUCCAGUUUUUAUUACAAGUCCAGUAUAACAAAGACCUUGAAUGCGAGCAGAAGUGACUGUAUAGCGAGAGGAGCAGAUCUGAUCAUUAUAAACAACUCAGAGGAACAAGAUUUUGUUAAGAGAAUGUCUGGUGGUGCUGCAGUCUGGAUUGGUCUGAAUGACAUUGUUGCUGAAGGCACAUGGAGAUGGGUUGAUGGCAGCACACUGAACUCUGGUUUGAGGCUCUGGGUAUCUGAAACUAGAGAACCAAAUGGAGGCACAGGAGAGAACUGUGUUGUGUCUGUUGGUAAAGCGUCAGAAUGGCCUACUUUAUCAGGAUGGCUUGAUAUCUCAUGUGACAGAGCAUUUCAGUGGAUUUGUGAGAUGAAUAUUACACAACUCAUGCACAACUUAAGUGAUAACUGACUUACCUGUACAUGUAAAGCAGUGUUUCUCAUCCCUGAUCCUCAUGGAUCUAUUUUCUUUUAAUCAGUUCAGUCUGAUAUGCUAAAUUACAGACUCAAAAUGUAUGUUUUCAUCCAACCAUAAUCACCUUAUGAAACUGACUUUUUCCUGCCAUAUUAUAUGAGAUUCAUGUCCACCUUUUAUUAUUCAGUUAUACAUCAUCAGGCUGAUAUGAUUAAUCCUCUAGCAUAUGAAACUCAACUAUUGUAUAGUCUUAGGAUGUACUGUAAACUGUUCAAUUUGGAAGAUAAUUCACAAACAUCUGCCAUGGACAUACAACCUUCGAAGGUUAUCACAUGAUCAUUGUUAU